AAAUCACUUGGAAGAAUUAAGUUCAAGGAAAUAAGAAGUCUUAUCGGAGUUCGAGAUGUGUGUGAAGAUGAGUUUAAGCUUAAGGGGGAGAAUGUUGAGUUAAGCUUAAAGAAUAACGAAACUUGAGAAGCAAGUAAAAGACCUAAUCCUAUCAUGUUGAGGAAUUGGAAAGUAUAAUGUAUUUAGGAAGUUUUCUAGAUAUGUUAUCUAAUAGGAUUAGGUUACAAUGAUCUCUAUAUAUAUAAAGAGAAUGUUCAGGUGUGAUAUUAUGUGUGACUUGUGAUUUAAGAACUUGGUGAUUGAAUAAUAAGAGAAAGACUUCUUAUUAAUAUUGUGAUUGAAUAUAUGUGGCAUCCAUAUUCCGAUCUUUGCAUGAGAAAAAAGAUCUGGUAUGCAAAGAUUUGUUUAGAAUCAAGAUGCAAUGGACGUGAGGUGUGGGGUAAGGUGGGGUGUGUCGAUAUGCUUACCUUUCGUGUUGAAACAUAUGAAAGCUUUUGUCGUUUAACUGCUUUAGUUUGAAGUCUCUGAGAGAUGGUAUGAGUUUGGGUGCUUUUUGCUUCCAACAUGCUGUUGUAUUCUUUGAGACAAGCUUCUAUGUUGGUUUUUAUGGUGGCUUUCAUCAGUUUCAUAGUUUGAUUGUGUUUUCGCGUUACAAUAUUUUUUUUGUGGGACAGUAUGACACCUCCACGUCACAGUAUAUUGAUUCUUUUUAAAAAAUGAAACAACAAUUGUAAGUGUUUUUGUGAAUUGACAUGAUGAUUUAAUUUGUGUUAAGAAUUAAAACUACGUGGAUGAUUGGAAAGAACUGUAGCCUUAUAUUUUUGGUUUAGAAAUAAAAUUGAAGAUUUUUUUUUGAUGUGGCUAUAGAUAGAUGUAGGUUUAAAAAGAUUCAAUGACUUACAUAUAAAUUUUCUAAAGUAAAAAAUAAGUGCUCUAGAUUUAUGGCUUUCCACAGCUACAAAUAAAUAAGAAGGAAAAAAAUUUGUAAUUUAAAAAAAAAUUUACAAUGGCAAAACUUUGGGAUGUUGAAAUAAUUUGAGCUGUAGAAAUAAUUUAGGCUGUAAAAAGAUCUUAAAACACUUCUAAAGCACUUGCCAAUCAACUUCUAUAAUAAUUUUUCCAAACUUUCAAUAUAAAUGACAAUUAAGCAAAAGUUAUAUCCUAUUGAAUAAGAAUGGGAGGAGAAUUGUAGUGAUGACACUUUGGUUUAAAUCCAAAGUUACAAAUUAAAUAAUGUUACUCCAGUUAAUAUAUAAGAGAUUAUAACAAUUGAUGCUUUUAGAAUAAAAGGUAACUUUUCUGAAGAAAAAAAAGAAUAAAAGGUAAAUGCAAAGUUACAAAUUAAAUAAUGUUGAUCCCAUUAAUAUACUUCCUCCGUUUCUGAAAGUAAGAUUUUUUAGAUUUUUUUCUUGUUACAAAAAAGAUAGAUUCUCUAUAUUGUUGUACUUUUUUAUACUUUUGAGAAACAUUAAUUGAGAAUAUUUGAAUUGAUUAAAUUUCAUUGGUGGAAAGUUAUUGGAAAGUGUAUAAUAAAGUAAAAAAUAAAUUAAAUUAUAAACAUUUAUUAAAUUCUUAAUAAACGUGUAUACUCUAGAAAAUCUUACUUUCGGGAACAAUGGGAGGAAAUAUUAGGGAUUAUAACGAUGGGGGUGAUUGGUUGGGCACUUAAUGUGGUCGACCACUGAGAUUGAAGGUAGAAAGUGGAGAGAGAUCAAGGGCUUGGAUAAAUUGCGUGAGCAUUUAAAAAGUGGGAAUGAGUUUGAAAUGGUUAACUACGGUGCGAAGCUUUUAGUUUUGUGGCAUCCAUAUUCCGAUCUUUGCAUGAGAAACAAGAUCUGGUAUGCAAAGAUUUGUUUAGAAUCAAGAUGCAAUGGACUUGAGGUGUGGGGUAAGGAUAAAAGGUCUUUAGGCUUUUACUUUUAUAAAGACCUAAACGUAUUGAGUAAACCCUAGUACAACUUCGGCCGAUCAUGAUCUCCGAAGAAAGUGAACCAACCCAAAAGAAGAAGAAGAUUCCUGAGCCACUGUCAUCGUUUUCGUCACUUCCACAUGAAAUCACAGAGAACAUUCUUGCCCGUGUCUCCAGAUGGAAAUAUCCAUGUCUCUCUCUCGUCUGCAAGAGCUUUCGUUCCCUCUUAUCUCCUCUGGAAAUCUACAAGACGAGAUCUCAAAUCGGAGUGAAAGAAACAUGCGUCUAUAUCUGCUUACAGCUGCCUGAUCAACCAUGUGCAAGCUGGUUUAGUCUGUGGACAAAACCUAAUAAAAAACGAAACAAACGGAGAGGGAAGACUAAGUUUAAGCGGGAUUCAAGUGGAAACUCGGUUGUUCAGAUACCUUUCUCUUCUUCCCCUUCUGCUCCCUUACCUUAUGAAACUCAAACAGUUGGUUCGGAAAUCUACAUAAUCGGCGGACCCGACGGGGAGCCGUCUUCAUCUGUCCGGAUCCUUGAUUGUCGGAGUCACACUUGGCGUGAUGGCCCUAACAUGACCAUCGAUAGGGAGGAUGCGCCUACAGCUUUACUUGAUGAGAAAAUAUACGUAGUGGGAGGUUGCAAUAUUGAUAUGUACUCUACCAACUGGAUUGAGGUAUUUGACAUAAGAACUCAGUCCUGGACUGCCUUGCCGGGUCCUGGCCCUGACGAGGACGACGAGUUAGUGGAUGACUAUCGUGCUCUAGUUAAUGUGUUUGAAGGAAAAAUUUAUUUAGCUACAGAUGAAAAGGACUACACUUAUGAUCCGAAAGAUGGUACGUGGAAACUCGUAAAAGAGAAAGCGAGUUUCGUUCCCGACUCCGUUAUGUUUUGGUGUGAGAUGGAUAAUGUAUUAUACUGUUGCACUGACUUGGGGUACUUAAUGUGGUCGACCUCUGAGAUUGAGGGUAGAGAGUGGAGAGAGAUCAAGGGAUUGGAUAAAUUGCGUAAGCAUUUAAAAACUGGGAAGGAGAUUGAAAUGGCUAACUAUGGUGGGAUGCUCUUAGUGAUGUGGCAUUCAUAUCCCGAUUUUUGCAUAAGAGACAAGAUUUGGUAUGCAAAGAUUUGUAUACAAUCAAGAUGCAAUGGACUUGAGGUGUGGGGUAGGGUUGAGUGUGUCGAUAUGCUUACCUUUCCUGUUGAAACAUAUGAAAGCUUUUAUUGUUUAACUGCUUCAGUUUGAUGUCUGGUAUGAGUUUGUGUUACAAGUUAAGUGAGCAUCAUCAAAUAAAUGAAGUUUUGAAGUUUCUUUUCGGAGAACAAAAAAUUUUAUAUUUGAAAUUAUAGAGUGUCUUUUGGAGAUGUUGUAAGCAAUUUAAUAGUUUAACUUUAGUUACACACGGUCUGUGUUUUAAAAGGCAAGCGCCUUUUGCGCCAAAGCGCAAGGCGCACUAAGGCGCAGACCCAAACGCCUUGGUCUUCUAAGGCGAGGCUAUGUUCUUGAGGCGCUCGCCUUGUUGCGGCUUUGCCCUUGUUCUAAAGCUCCUUAGCGACACAAAGGCACAGUUUCGUCACAAAAUCCGUGACUGUAGUCAGUCAUCCAAACCCAAACCAUAUGACUGUAGUCAGUCCUUAAUGAUUUCAGUUGUGUCAAGUCUCGUCAAUGAGACUUUAAGUGUCUGGGAUGUGUUGUUGCUGCUAUGAAUCAUAGCUUUCAAAUUGAAGGAAUCAAACCUAGAUGGCUAGAUGCGAAUAGGUUCUUGAAACUAUCAUUGUUGAUAGUAAAACAAACACAAAAUAUUACAGGCUAACUAUAAUGUCAGGAAUCUAAUCUUUAGAGCUUUUAGGUAAUGAUUGGGGUAAGUUUUUAUGUGUUCAUGUUAUUCUAGUACAAUUUCUACCUCAACCCUACUAGCAUUGCAUUUCUAAGUUUUUCUAGAGUCUAUGUACUACGUACUACCCUGUUUUUUAUACGUGUGGUUCUUAAGGCGAGCGCUUUAGAGCGCCAUGACGCAAGGCACAAGGCUCCAGCUUCCUUGCCUUUUGCGCUUUUUAAAACACAGAACACGGUAACUCGGUAAGGUAUGAUUAGACAAACUCACAAGUCUCAUGAUGCAAUGUAGUCAAUUUAUUUAAAGUUGUCAUGUUGAUAAUGUCAGAACGUUCGUUUUAAAAAUAAUAAUGUCAGAACGUAGAGGAACUCGAGCGACUUUUUUAUAAUUAUUUUAUUUUCAUGGGGUAUUCAAUAUA
Molecule: messenger RNA, 4159 nt
Organism: Brassica napus (rape)
Lineage: Eukaryota; Viridiplantae; Streptophyta; Magnoliopsida; Brassicales; Brassicaceae
Product: F-box/kelch-repeat protein At5g39560-like
Exons: 2
Coding region: 1971-3152 (393 amino acids)
Molecular function (GO): protein binding
Source: RefSeq, a predicted model, not a curated record